This is a messenger RNA of Eruca vesicaria subsp. sativa (arugula), 462 nucleotides long. The record is from the annotation of a GenBank genome assembly. NCBI's taxonomy places the organism in Eukaryota, Viridiplantae, Streptophyta, Magnoliopsida, Brassicales, Brassicaceae.
AUGAUUGCAGGAAUUGUUGGUGGACUCGGUGGUAGAGCUGCGGAAGAAGUCAUCUUUGGUGAGCCAGAGGUGACUACUGGUGCAGUUGGUGACUUGCAACAGAUCACCGGUUUAGCUAAGCAGAUGGUGACAACAUUUGGAAUGUCUGAGAUCGGACCAUGGUCGUUGAUGGACUCAUCAGCUCAAAGCGAUGUGAUCAUGAGGAUGAUGGCAAGAAACUCAAUGUCUGAGAAGCUUGCAAAUGACAUUGAUUCAGCUGUGAAGACCUUAUCAGACAGAGCAUACGAGAUAGCUUUGGGGCACAUAAGGAACAACCGUGAAGCCAUGGACAAGAUUGUUGAAGUACUUUUGGAGAAAGAGACCAUGUCAGGCGAUGAGUUCCGUGCAAUCCUGUCUGAAUUUACAGAAAUCCCACCUGAAAACCGUGUUGCUUCCUCAACCUCAACACCAGCUUCUGUCUGA